Molecule: messenger RNA, 716 nt
Organism: Hyposmocoma kahamanoa
Lineage: Eukaryota; Metazoa; Arthropoda; Insecta; Lepidoptera; Cosmopterigidae
Product: glutathione S-transferase-like
Exons: 4
Coding region: 1-612 (203 amino acids)
Biological process (GO): glutathione metabolic process
Molecular function (GO): glutathione transferase activity
Source: RefSeq, a predicted model, not a curated record
AUGUCUUCUAAACUACAUUAUUUCAACAUUAAUAUACUUGCUGAACCUAUCAGGUAUAUUUUGCAUUAUUCCGGAAAGAAGUUUGAGGACAUCCGAUAUGAAGUGAAGGAUUGGCCCAUCAAGGAAGUAAAGGACAGACUACCAUACGGUCAAUUACCUUUCUAUGAAGAAGGAAGUCGUAUUCUGAAUCAGUCACUAGCAAUCGCCCGUUACGUGGCAAGCAAGACCGACCUUUUGCCUUCUGACCCAUGGGAUCAAGCUGUAUUGGAUGCUGCUGUUUUAAAUGUGUAUGACUUCUGGAAUAAUACCAAACCUAUAGCCAGAGAACAAGAUCCUGAAAAAAAAGAAGCUUUAAAAAAGACGUUCCUGAGUGAAUCAGUCGAAUUCUACCUGUCCAGAUUCGAAAAGGAAUUAAGUAACAACAACGGACACUUUGGUGGGAAGCUCUCUUGGGCCGAUUUCGUCUUAGUUGGCAUUGUGGAAGCGGCAAACCUCGUUUUUAAUACCGAAAUCGAGAAGAAUUACCCUACUGUACAGGCUCUCGUUCAGGAGAUUAGAAACCUGCCCGGAGUGAAAGAAUAUAUUGCUAAACGACCUCCUUACCGAAUUUAAUUUUGAACUAUGUGAUUGUUAUACAGAUUUUAAGACUUGAGUCACUUUAAGAUUAUAACUGGUGACAGGUAUAUAACUGAGAUGUUCUAAAUUAUUAUAAAUGU